Molecule: messenger RNA, 1869 nt
Organism: Bacidia gigantensis
Lineage: Eukaryota; Fungi; Ascomycota; Lecanoromycetes; Lecanorales; Ramalinaceae
Exons: 4
Coding region: 1-1869 (622 amino acids)
Biological process (GO): actin filament organization
Molecular function (GO): actin filament binding
Source: RefSeq, a predicted model, not a curated record
AUGUCAGGCCGCUUCGUCCGCGCUUCGAAGUACCGCCACGUCUUUGGGCAGACGACGAAGAAAGAGCAAUGCUACAAUAACAUCAAAAUCUCUGGGAACGCCUGGGACACAAAUCUAGUCAAAGCCAAUCCGCAAUACCUAUCUGUCAAUUGGGAAGCCGGCGGUGGCGGCGCGUUUGCUGUGAUACCCUUGAGUGAGAAAGGGAGAUUGCCGGAUCACAUACCGUUGUUUAGGGGCCAUACCGCAGUGGUCCUAGAUACAGAUUGGUCACCUUUUAACGAUUCCUUCUUAGCCUCUGCCUCAGACGAUGGAAAAGUUGGAUUAUGGAAAGUCCCAGAAGAUUUCGCUAUUCGAACCGAUGACGAGGAGGAGCUGAAGGAUAUUGCUCCCGUCAAAAAGCUCACGGGACACUCGAAGAAAGUUGGCCAUGUGCUGUUCAAUCCGUCAGCAGAUCAGGUCCUCGCAACCUCUUCCGGCGAUUACACAGUAAAGAUCUGGGACGUUGAGGCGGGGAAAUCCAAAUUGACACUAAACGUGGGAGACAUCAUACAGUCUCUCACUUGGAGCGCGAACGGCUCUCUUCUCGCCACUACCUCACGAGAUAAAAAGCUACGGAUAUGGGAUACAAGGCAGCAAAAACCUGCCCACGAGGGGGCAGGACAUGGUGGAACCAAAGCGAGUCGCGCUGUAUGGUUAGGCGAAAAUGAUCGAAUAGCUACAACGGGCUUCUCAAGGAUGAGCGAUCGCCAGCUGGCGCUAUGGGACAUAAGGCAGCCAGCGGCGCCAAAAGAGGGUUUUGAACGCUUAGAUACGCAAUCAGGCAUUUGCAUGCCGUUUUGGGAUGAUGGUACUCAAAUGCUCUACCUUGCUGGGAAAGGUGACGGCAACAUACGAUACUUUGAAUUGCAGAACGACAAGCUUGAGUUCUUGUCCGAAUACAAGUCUGUAGAGCCGCAGCGAGGCGUUGCGUUCUUGCCAAAGCGCGGUGUCAACAUUCGCGAAAAGGAAGUAAUGCGGGCUUAUAAGACCGUCGGCGACAAUUAUGUAGAGCCUAUCUCUUUUUUCGCACCCCGUAGAGCGGAGGGAUUCCAAGCUGACAUCUAUCCGCCAACUGUUGGCUCUAAGCCGGCCAUGUCUUCUGCUGAAUGGUUUGGGGGCAAGGAGGCGCUACCGCCGAAAAUUGAUCUCGAAUCUGUUUACAACGGAGAGGAGCCUGCUGAGGCUUCGACGACAGAUACACCGUUUGAAAAGCCAGCCCCAGAACCAGCACCUAAGGCGCCGUCGCCUAUCACGAAAUCCGUUGAACCUGAACCUGAACCAGCAGCAGAGAGUGCGCCACCAACGGCUUUAAAAGGUCCGCCUCCUUCGAUGACCGAACAAACAGCUUCCAUCAAAGACCUCGCAGCUAAGUACGACGAUAAUGAAGAAGACGAUGUUCCAGAUGAAGAAAGUAGCUUCGAAGAGGUUGCCAAACCUAUUGAGCGUCCCAUCAAACAAUCGGCUGCGCCGACGUCUGAUCAAUCAUCUCAGAUGUCACCAACAACGAGGAGUCUGGGAGACUCUUUAUCUGCUGUGAAGGAUAAGCCUGACGACUUCGCCCAAGCGAGCCAAAUGGCAGCUAGCCAGUCUACCGAAGCACAAAUCAAAGCCCAAGCAAAGCCACUGAGCGAAACGAAGCCAGAACCAUUAAGGGAGCAACUACCGCCAUCGAGAUCGGUAAGCGGACAACAGCAGCCUGAAGUACACGAAAGUCUAGCAGAGAUCAAAAGUCUUUUAGAACAGCAAAAUCGAACCAUGAACGCGCAGAACGAAACGAUAGGGAAGUUGACGGCAGAGGUGGAUCGCUUGAGGACACGGAUUGGAGAGUAA